UGAUAUGUUCCUAUAUUUAUCGUAAAUUUUCUUAUAUUUACUGAUUUUUCUUUUUGUAACGAGAUUUGGCAGAUCUCGCGCUCCCGAAAAUAAUUAGAGGUCUGGUCUGAGGGGUUUCAUCGACUAAGACGCUAAUUAAUACUACCGGUUUGUGAGUGGCCUCGGUAGUGACAUCCAUUUUCGCCUGAAUGUCAGUGUUGACUUGGUAGACAUCCACCACGAGUGGAUAAUCCGGAUUCCUACCCUGGCUACGACAGAUUUGUAUCCCCUACUUCGACACUCCCACCGGAGAGUCGCAUCGAGGUGUGCGCACAGAUGGUCGUAUGGAGUGGGUCAAACGGGAGUGGGGAUAGAGAGUCCAUAGAACUGGUGAUCGCUGGCAUCUCACUGCCAGUCGUCGGCCGGCUCUCGGAGCUGGCUGAUGGCACCGGGACUGGUGACAGUUCGUGGUUGGCCUCCGAUGAAGCUAGCUGACUCCUUGGUGGAGUUGGCUGGUGACUUGGUGAUGUCAACAUGCUCCUAUGGAGGAGCUAGUUGAUAUUAUUGGUGAAGCUGGCAUAGCUAGUUAGCCGACUUAGACAAUGACGUCGACUAGGUCCUAGGUUGGAACUCGUUGAUGUCACUGAUGAGUCCAACCAAGCUCCCGAUGCGUGGUGCAUGCCCUCGGGGGUGAUUUACGAUGUCGCUACGCUGUAUAGGUAGGACGUUGUAUAUCACUCGCUCUCUCGCUCUAGUGUGGUUACUUACUGCCAACCUAUAAUCGAGUAGUCAGAGCAUAGAGUGGUCCGGCGUAAGACCAGCGUGGCUGCGGAUGGACUUUAUGUUCGACUGCUUGGUGCGCUAGAGUGAGUAAGCAAUAGGAGGAUUUUUGGUAAAGCCUGUAAGGUACGAAUAUCCUCGUUCUCGUAUUGACUUAGGUUGUGCGAGUGAAUUAAACCAAGGUUAAUGAUCACGGUAAUAACCGCCGCCGCGGGGUGAGGUUAUUACGCUCCCGGCCAAUACUAAAAACGAUAUACAUUUUAGUAAUGGUGCCAGAGUGACGUUUUGGAACUAAUAUGGUGGACCGCGCCCCUUUACCAUUUCUUACUGAACUAGUCGCUACCGAAAUGGCCGUCGGCGGCCAUUGCUCCCGAAACUACCCGACGGUCCGUUGGUUGCCGUUAUACAUCAGCUGGCUCCCUCCUGGCGGUAAGAGAGGAGGAUGGUGAGAAAUCCUCGCUAAUCCCAUAGUAACUGAGGCUUCUACUUUAUCGGUGGAAAAAUCAGUUACAAAAUGGCUCCCAACGUGGGGCCUGCCAUGGCAGGUUUCGAAGCGACACUCACGGCAAAAUCGGGAGUUUGGUACUGUAGUUCCAACUUUUGCCGCAUCAGGGCUUGGCGUUAGUGCGCUCCAUUCCCAUUGGUCAUGUGAACCCCUCGCGUGAUUGGUGGGGAAGACGGAGUUGCGCAGACGAUCGAUACUUGUUGUAGCAAAUUGGAGGGGCGAAAUAUCGAGCUCCCACGCGUAUAUAAGGAGCUGCUUCGAGUGAAGAAGCUCAUUCCUUGUCCGGUUACGACGAGGGAUACAGCUCUGGAAUAAGCUUGUGUGAUAUCGAAUUCCUAAUCUGUGAUAUGGAAUAACCUUGGUUAUUCGCUCUCGUGACAAUUUGUCAGAAUUCUUGCAGGCUGCCUGCUUGUACUCAUGUGGUUGUUGGUUCUCGAUGUAUCUUCGGAUACAGGACUCGGUAGUCUUCGGAUAGUCUUAGUCGUUGAAAAACUAAGACAAUCUAAAGGGCUACGAUCACGGUAGUUUCAAGAGUCUUGGCUGUUUAAAUACGGGCUAAGAUAGUCAAAAGAAACUACGCUCUCGGUAGCUCUCGGACACGGUCGUAACCGUUUGGUACGGAUUCAACAGUCCUAAGAUCUACGAUCUCGGCAGUCUCUGAAGGCGAUCUCGGCUGUCCUCGUACGGGCUGAGAUAUUUCAGAAAUCUACGCUCUCGACUGUUUCCGCUAAUGUUCGGUGGAUCUCCACUUACGGACAUUAGCAGAUGGCGCUGGCAUCACUCCUCUUCCAGGGACAGAUGCGCUCACGGGCUUUGCGCAGGAAUAGAGAGGAGGGAUGCAAGACUCCCACCACUCAAAACUGGGUAUAUAAGGCCGAUCCCGAGUAAAGAAAAAUCACUUCUGGCUUCAACGAGCUGGAGGAAAGUUCUCUGAACGCUCUCGAUAUGGCUGAUGACCAAAACCCAAAAAAAAACCAGAAACUUAGAAAAAAUAACGAAGUUCCCCCGCCGGAAAUCGAACCCGGGUCUUUUGCUUUCCGGGCAAACGCCUUGACCACUAGACCACAGGGCUUCUUACUUUUUCUAAGUUUCAUCAAAUUAUCUCCGACGUCCUUCUAUGCGUCAAUUCAUUUUUUGAAAAAAAAAAAACCUGCCUCUGGCGAGAAACCAGAAGAGGCUCCCGAGGUAGCAGUAGUGAAUCCACCAUUAAUAGGAGGCAGCUCCGAAAAUGUUGGGAACAAUCUACUGUUGAAGAGCUCUCCUAGACGGGAUGUGCAGUAUAGAGACUCGUCUUGAAGCUUCGGAGCCUCGUGGUAGAGGCAGACCGAAGAAGGACGGGAGCCGUUCGUCCUCUCCUGGAAGCCUAACACCAGAGCUUCGAGUGGAAGAACCCACACCACCAAAUGGUCGUGUGGUUGACCACGUGUACGUCCCAGAGUUGGAAAUUCCGAAACUCGACUUGGAGCGUCAAGGGGGAAACCGUACUCAUGGGGAACCUCAAAUGAUGUCACCAACGAAAGUCUUCGAAUUACACAGUCGCUGGAACGUACAGUUCUCGGGUCAACGAAGCGAAGACUUGGAAUAUUUCCUGUCUCGUAUCGAAGACGCUCUCGAAAGUUUCCCUAUACGGGAAGAAGACCUUUUAGGAGUAUUGCGUGGGUGUCUACGCGAUACAGCCCUAUUGUGGUUUAGAGAGAAACGAUUCGCUAGCUGGCGUGCUGCUCGCACGGCUUUUAGGACUUGUUUCUCUGAUCUCGAUUUUCAAGCCACCUUAGAGAUGGAGAUAUUAUCCCGAACUCAAGGAAGGUAUGAAAAUGUCUGCGAAUACAUUUUUAAGAUGAAAGCGCUAUUCGCAAAGACGCUCCCGCCAUGGCCUGCGACUCGUAGAGUACAAUUACUCUAUCGAAAUCUGUUGCCCAAAUUCCGAUUGGGUUUACAAUUCGAUGAAUGUUUAUCUCUAGAAGUACUAGACUGCGAAGACAGGCGAAGAACAUGGAAUGCUCCCGUAGUUGGCAACCUCCGCGUAAACCAGAGGAAUCCAUGUGUCCAAGCUUGGCUUAUCGAGAACCUCCUCGACUAGCCAAAGACGUACGACACAAUGCCCACGCUCUUGAGGAAGAUGGAAUCCUCUAUGACGAGAAAGCUAUCAAUCCGGAUCUCGAAAUGUUGGAUGCUUUGGGUCGUCCAAGGUUCCUGGGACCAAGGCAUUGCUAUAAUUGCAAAAGCACUGACUGAACACCAGUUCAGAGUUUGUCCAGAGCCGCCGACAUUGUUCUGUUACCGGUGUGGAAAACCGGGGCUCACGUUUAAAGAAUGCUCCCGUUGUCGUGUAAAGCACCCUGUCGUAUCGACCGUUAGUAGUACCCCAAGACAGGGAAAUACAUUGGAAUUGGCUACCCUGGAACCUAACCCUUUCUGGGAUAGGUUGCAAAACACUCUCGGUCCUGGUCGAAAGAUUACUUUCUUCCUAACGAUUAAUAUCGGAGAACGUUCGAUUGAAAUGUUCAUGGUUUCUGGCGCGACUCGCACCUUUGCAGGUUACAGAGGCAUCGAGUUGCUCAGGAAAUCAGAUAUUGAGCCGGUCGAGUGUCCAGGUAGAAAGAUUCUAGUUGCCAACAAACAGAUAGAAAUCAUUCGACAAAUAUCGAUGACACCUAUUUCGUUGGGCGGCAAGACCAUUCUCGUCGUAUGGGCUAUCAAGAAAUUUCGUGCAUACGUGGAGGGAUACAAGUUCACGGUCAUCACCGAUCACAUCAGUUUACGCUGGCUUCAUAAUUUGAAGGACCCUGGUGGUCGACUUGGUAGAUGGGCUCUCGGGCUGAUGGAAUAUGAUUUUGAGAUAGUACACAGGAAAGGUGCACUACAUCAUGUUCCAGAUGCGCUCUCGCGUGCUCCCGAAGUUGGCGCUGUUCUCGCAACGAUAACCACGAUCACUUCUACGAAAGAUCGCUGGUAUAUCAGACAGAGAAAGGCAAUACGUCUUGCUCCCGGUAAAUACCCCAAUUGGACUAUUGAUCAUGGUCAGCUGUAUUUUCAUCGUAGAGGACAUCUAGCCUCUGCAGAAAAUAUAGAUUUUGAUGCAUGGAAAUUGGUCCUACCACGGGAAUUACGAUCUCGUGCUUUGAGAGAAUGCCAUGAUGACCCUCAGGCGGGACAUUAAGACGUACUCCGAACUUAUGAACGAUUGGCAGUAAGAUACUUUUGGCCAAUGAUAUAUAAAAUUGUGGUAAAAUACGUCAGCCAAUGUAUCACUUGUCAGCGUUGUAAAGUGGAACAAAGGGCUCCCGCGGGCUACAUGAAUCCCAGAAAAUUCAUGGGGCCUUGGUUUCGUAUAACGGCGGACAUUAUGGGUCCGUAUACGGAGAGCCAAGCUGGUCACGGAUAUAUUUUGGUAAUACAAGAUACGCUCACGAAAUGGGUAGAAAUAGCUCCCUUGAAAAAUGCGACAGACGAGCAUCAGAUGGUGGUCCUAAUUUACAUGGUAGCAGAGAUUAAUAGAAAGAACCAAGUAUUCAUGCUGCAGCUCAACGUUAUUCACCAGUUUAAAGAGCAUCAGAAGGCUCAUGUCCACCUGGUCCUGGUAUACAAGCACUUCAACAAGAAUAUUAACAACUUCAAAGAUUAGCACUGCCAUCACAUA
Messenger RNA from Aphidius gifuensis, 4904 nucleotides. RefSeq lists its product as uncharacterized. The transcript is spliced from 2 exons. The coding region runs from base 3363 to 4424 and encodes 353 amino acids. Gene Ontology annotation, molecular function: zinc ion binding; nucleic acid binding. Lineage: Eukaryota; Metazoa; Arthropoda; Insecta; Hymenoptera; Braconidae. The record is from RefSeq and is a predicted model, not a curated record.